AAAAAGCUCAACACCAAUUUCGGAGUGUGAAGAAUAAACCUUUCCCGCCAAUUUAAUCGAUGUCUUGUUCAGCUGCGGAGCAAUACUCUCUCUUUCGUUCGCGGCUCAGAAGCCGAAGAUUCGAUGAUUCUACUUUGCGAAUUCUGGAAUUCUUUCCCGCUUCCAAAGACGCGAUGUCGUUGAUGGAUGUCAAAUCGGACUUAAAAGAAUUCCUCAGAUUUGAAUCUCUAUCUAUCAUUCGUGAAACCGCUGAGAAAACUGAUGAUCAAAAGCUUCUAGUCAUCGAAUUUCUUGUUCGAGCAUUUGCUCUUGUUGGAGACAUUGAGAGUUGCUUAGCUUUGAGAUAUGAGGCCUUGAAUUUCCGGCUACUGAAGUCUUUUAAUCAACCAUGGCUUCAAGUUUCACAUGCAGAAUGGUUAAACUUUGCUGAGCAUUCAUUGCGUGCCGGCUUUUUUUCAAUUGCCAUAAAGGCAUAUGAGCAAGCACUGUCAAGCCUUCAACAAAAUGAUACUGAAAACUAUACAUCACAUGGUUCCCUUAAACGCAUAGAAGUUAUUGAGAAGAUAAAGAGACUCAAAGAUCAUGCUUUGAGAUCAGCUGGUUCCCAUUCUGUUCAGGCUCUCACAUCGGAGUAUUUGAACAAGAAAGUUACCGAAAGAAACAUAAAGAUUUCUUCAUCAUGCACAAGAAAGUCUACAGCAAGCACUCUAUUUAGGAAUGGUUUCCGAAACCACAAUGCAAAAAAGCUACAUGAAUAUCAAGUUUUAGAGGGGUUAACCAGUGAAUCGCACAAAAUUCAGUUUCGUGAUCGGACCUACAUGUAGUCUCCCUGCAUAGUGCAUACCCAUCUGACUAGAUAAAUGUUCAGGUUAUUACUGGGCAUUUUAUCAAGAAGACCAACUUAACUGCUGAAAACUGUACUUUCCAUUACUGGGAGUCGAUCGGGGAGGUCCGGUGGGCGAAAGAAAACUACUUGUCUAAGUUGCCUCUCCUCUUCUGACAGGUCUCUUCAUUUUUUCACUUUUCUAAUGGUUCAAUUUUUCAUGGGGUAAAAUCCACUUGAAAUUCACAUGGAAGCCUGGAAAUUCCUUUUCAUUCCCCCUGUAGGACAAGACAAUGACCUGUCUAUUUCCUGACCUUUUGAUGCCAUAAAUUGUUUAGGUUUAGGGACAUUUCAAUUACGGUUUUCUUCUUCCU
This is a messenger RNA of Benincasa hispida (wax gourd), 1197 nucleotides long. RefSeq names its product protein DOUBLE-STRAND BREAK FORMATION. Gene Ontology annotation, biological process: meiotic DNA double-strand break formation. The record is from RefSeq and is a predicted model, not a curated record. Lineage: Eukaryota; Viridiplantae; Streptophyta; Magnoliopsida; Cucurbitales; Cucurbitaceae.